Suillus fuscotomentosus is the source of this 792-nucleotide messenger RNA. RefSeq lists its product as uncharacterized. Bases 1 to 792 code for a protein of 263 amino acids. The record is from RefSeq and is a predicted model, not a curated record. NCBI's taxonomy places the organism in Eukaryota, Fungi, Basidiomycota, Agaricomycetes, Boletales, Suillaceae. The transcript is spliced from 2 exons.
AUGCUCCCAUUUCCCGUCCUCGAUUUACGUGCAUUACUUUCUUCACUACUCAUUCUCAACUUCAACUCGCCUUACAACAUGAUUUCCGCUAUCUUCGACGGUGCCGCCCAUGUCACCGUCGCUGGGUGCCUCGGAGCAUUCUUUCUCAAACACACUGUGGUGGAUCGGACGUCCAAGGCCAUCAAAGAAGCGGAGAACGUCACCGCCGGCCUGAUUAUAUCCGAAUUCUGUAUCUCUGUCGCGGUACUAGUUCUAGCUUCCAACGAGACCGCCCGGAUACUCCUCAGUAAAGAUGGUCGACCUCCUCCGAAGCACAAUUUAGCCGAGCUCAACGCGCCUCUCAUUUACAACAAAGUGUCCGAUUUCCCUACUGCAGCAGACUCAAUUUUAUCGAAUCCAAUCGCAACCGAACCAUGUAGCACUCCGCCAGACCUAAUAAUUUCACCGAAUUCAAUUGCAGAUGACUCUUACUGCACUCCGCCAUCUACUGCAUGUUCCACAUUAGGCACGCCAAUACUGUUGACUUCGCCGGUUCAGAACACGAAGCGCCUCUCAAUCGAUUCCGACACGACUGUCAUCGACCAUGAUGACGACUUCAUGAAGGACUUUUCUGGCGUGGACCUUGAGGAAAGCAAUAUCCCCCAGGAUGACAGCGACUGCUCCAGUGGCUACCUACUCCCAUGGACGAAAGCACCAAAAAUCAAUGACUCGAGCGGACCUUCUCAACGGACGCAGCUCCAGCCAAUCCUGGAGGACGGACAUCAUCAGGAAAACCCUCCCAAGGCAAAUUAG